AAAAAACAGUCGCGGGAAAAGAGCAACAAGACUAGAGAAAAAUCAGUUUGAACUCCUCUUUUCUCGUCAUUUUACAGAUUAUUAUUUAAUACGACGAUCAAACUUCCGAUCAAAAAUGAGCUUCCUAAAAAGAUCAGCAAUGUAUAAUCUGCAGUUUUGGAGUUCUGUUCUACUGGGAUCAAGCAUUACAUACCUUGGCCUGCUUCAUGUUGAACCUAAACAAAGGCAUCAAGAUAAUCUAGAUACAGAUCACAUCUUAGAAGACUUGGGUUAUCAUAAUGACUGUCAAUGGAAUCUAUUGAAGUAUAUUGAUAUUAAAGGAAGUUGGUUGAACGAUCUAUUUGAGGAUUUCAACAUUUCGUUUUGGCAAGAAAGUAUGGUUGGAAUGUUAUCUGCUGAUAUGGUACAUAAGUUUUCAACAGUGUUAUCAUCACCAUGGUUAUGUGAUAGUGGAGGAACAAACAAAUUGCUUAAAGUAAUCCAACAGUAUGGAACAAGGAACACAAGACUACUUAUGACAGAUGUGAUUGCUUCGUUAGAUCUUCCUGAGAGUGAUGAUGUUCAAGAGAUAUUAAGUUCUUGUGAUAAGAGAAUUCUUGUUGGCCUUGCUAGGCUAGGUUCUGUCGAUCAAAGCAUUUGGAGUGCAUUUGAGACCAUUUCAAAAAACAAGAGUGAAGUCAUGCUACAAGGACGAUCCAUAGAGAACCAUCUAAAAUCUCUCUUGCUAUCCUUGCCAUUAACUGGACUAGAUGCUUGUACAACAUGGUUCACUAAGAGUGCUAUUCUGACUGGACGAUCAGCCAAACAACACAAAAGGUCACUGUCGUGGAGUUUUAGUGGAGAUUCUAACUUAUCAUUUGCUAAUAAUUUUUCAUCAAUGCCUCCUGAACAAGUGGAGUUAUACUAUCUAAAAGCAUUAUCAAGACAUUCCAUGGUACCAAGUCAUCGCCAGAUAAUGGUUGAAAAUGGGAUUCUUCCCAUCUUAUUUCAAGAAUUACAGCAGCGGCAAAAUAACCUUAAAAUUAAAUGGGAAAUUGGGCGCAUUCUGGGAAAUCUUACUCUAGAAGAAAUAACUCAUAGUGAUAUUGUAGACCAAGGAAUUUUGCCGAUUCUCAGAUCCUGGUUAUUUUCAGAGGAUCUCACCUUGUCCAGUCAUGCUUCACGUGCUUUAGCUAAUCUUGACCGUGACUUCACCCCAGAUGAAUUCUAUGAGGAAGGAGUUUAUCUCCUACAUCCUGACACAAGACAGAGUAAUGAGAUAGCAGUGGAUGUGGUCUUUGUGCAUGGGUUAAGAGGUGGUCCACUUAAAACAUGGCGUCAGGAGGGAACAGGUAGUUUUCUGACAAGAGAGCAAUGCUGGCCAAAGGCCUGGUUAGUAAAGGAUUUUCCAAACACCAGAGUCCUUAUGGUAGAAUAUGAUUCGUCUUUAUCUAACUGGGUAGCACAGUGUCCAAGUCAACCUGAAAGUUGUUCAUUGGCUUCUCGUAGUAAAAAAAUCAUGAAGAAAUUAAGAACUGCCGGGGUCGGAAAGCGACCUGUAAUAUGGGUAACACAUUCUAUGGGAGGUUUGUUGGUUAAACAGUUGCUGUUGUAUGCACAGGAUGAACACAUGUACAGGAAUAUGUGCGACAAGACCAAAGGAAUUGUGUUUUACAGCACUCCUCAUCAUGGAUCCUCGUUAGCAUCGUACUCUUCACAAGCGCGAUACCUAUUACUGCCUUCUGUAGAAGUCAAAGAACUGUGUCAAGGUUCUCCUUACCUGUUGACCCUUCAUACUCGCUUCAUGGAGUUGUUAGACAAGAAACACUUCGAGUGUCUUAGCAUAGGCGAAACGUUACCCGUCCAACUCUCCUGGAUGUUGAAUUCUGUACUAGUAUCCAAGGACUCGUCAGACCUUGGAGUUGGCCCUUAUUUUUCGCUAGAUGUAAACCACAUUAACGUGUGUAAAGCGAGUGACCCAGAUGAUCAACGUUAUACUUACACUAAGAAUUUCAUCCAAAAGAUACUCAACGAUCUAUAACAACUGCAAAACAGAUUUCUGAGUUAACGAAUUAAAGCAUAUUCCAAAAUCUUCUGCUUACAUUUAAAAAUUGUGUGUUUUAAAAAAAAUUUAAAUCCAUUUUUCUGUGAUCUACGUUUGGUGUUCUCUUUUAGUAUUUUUCUCAGGUUUCCUAUUCAUCCAAAUUUACUCAGUAAACUUGACGUGCUGCGAUACCAAAUCAAAAGUAUAUGGGAUAAAAGCAAAAAAAGGCAUUUUUUUUGAACAUUUCUCAAGUUUAAAUGCACAUUUAGACUUGAACAGCCGUAGACUUGGGUAGCAGUGUGGAAACCCAUUCACGUCAAACCCACCACGCAAAAAUUCUAGUGCAUUCGCGAUUGGCUCAGAGGAAAGCCAAAAAAGUUCUUUGGAUUACUUUUUCCUCAUUGAAGCAAUCAAUCAUCUCAUUCCAUGCGUAGAGUUUAAUUAUAAGUUUUCAUAAAAUAAACAAAAUAUUUUCAAAAGGUUUUAGAUCGAAUUUUAGCGGUUCCCUUGAAUCUCAGUCUUGCAAGGCAAGAAAUCAAGUACACAGUUGGAAAUCCUAAGUAGUUAGUUAUAAACAUGAUGUUAUCCAUCAAGUAUAUAACACCUGGAUAAGUGAAAAAACAUUUGACUGAGUCAGGUUCAAUAGUCUUGCAAYUUUGUGUAAUAUUAGUUUAAGUUCUAAUUUGUAUCCUGACGUGGUUUUGAGAGAAAUUAGCAGCGAAU
Messenger RNA from Actinia tenebrosa (Australian red waratah sea anemone), 2746 nucleotides. Its product is annotated as protein SERAC1. The record is from RefSeq and is a predicted model, not a curated record. NCBI's taxonomy places the organism in Eukaryota, Metazoa, Cnidaria, Anthozoa, Actiniaria, Actiniidae.